Rana temporaria (common frog) is the source of this 2816-nucleotide messenger RNA. RefSeq names its product villin 1 (gene VIL1). The record is from RefSeq and is a predicted model, not a curated record. Gene Ontology annotation, cellular component: cytoplasm; lamellipodium; actin cytoskeleton. Gene Ontology annotation, biological process: actin filament severing; regulation of lamellipodium morphogenesis; cytoskeleton organization. Lineage: Eukaryota; Metazoa; Chordata; Amphibia; Anura; Ranidae. Gene Ontology annotation, molecular function: phosphatidylinositol-4,5-bisphosphate binding; actin filament binding. The transcript has 20 exons. The coding region runs from base 138 to 2627 and encodes 829 amino acids.
CCAAUUCAGAUCCAGGGACAAAGGUCGCCUGCCAGGGGAGUACAGGACAGGAGCGCCCUGCAGCUCCACUCUGCUGUCAGCCGGCCACACCUGACACACAGAUUUCCAGGUGACGUCUGAUCUUAUAGUAUUCCACCAUGCCUGAACUCACGGAAAAAGUAACCAAGUCUCUGAAUAAAACCACCCCAGGACUGCAGAUAUGGAGGAUAGAGAACAUGGAUAUGGUUCCAGUCCCGGAGAAGACCUUUGGGAACUUCUUUGAAGGAGACUGUUAUAUACUGCUGAUGACACACAAGGUGAGCAACAACUUCACCUACGACGUCCACUUCUGGAUUGGGAACAACUCCUCCGUAGACGAGCAAGGAGCAGCCGCCAUUUACUCUGUGCAGAUGGAUGAUCACCUGGGGGGUGUGGCCGUGCAGCACCGCGAGGUUCAGGGAUAUGAGAGCGACACAUUCAAGGGCUACUUCAAGCAGGGCAUAGUAUAUAAAAAUGGAGGGGUAGCAUCAGGAAUGAAGCAGGUAGAGACAAACUCCUACAACGUUAAACGUCUCCUGCACGUCAAGGGGAAGAAGAAUGUCUUAGCUGGAGAGGUGCCUUUUGACUGGAACAGCUUCAAUACCGGAGACGUCUUCUUGGUGGACCUGGGAAAGUUGAUCAUCCAAUGGAACGGACCUGACAGCAACAGAAUGGAGAGACUGAGGGGGAUGAACCUGGCAAAAGACAUCCGCGACCGGGAGCGCGGUGGACGUACUCACGUUUAUGUGGUGGAAGGAGAGGAUGAAGAAGCAACACCUAAGCUGAUGCAAAUCCUGGAAAAUGAACAAGUAUUAGGACAGAAAAAGUCGAUUAAACCUCCCAUAGCUGAUGAUGUGGUGGACUCUGUCGCCAAGUCCUCUCUCAAGUUAUAUCAGGUAUCCGAUCAGAACGGGAACCUGAUGGUCCAGGAAGUGGCUACUCAGCCUUUGACUAAAGACUUGUUGGGUCAUGAAGACUGUUAUAUCUUGGAUCAAGGAGGAAUAAAGGUCUUUGUGUGGAAAGGAAAAAACGCUUCAAAAGAGGAGAGAUCGCAAGCCAUGCCACGUGCCAUGAAUUAUAUCAAAGCGAAGAACUACCCCAAUUCCACCAACGUGGCGUUAGAAAAUGACGGCUCCGAGUCCGCUGUGUUCAAGCAACUCUUCCAAAAGUGGCCUACAAAAAACGAGACUGUCGGUGUGGGGAAGACACAUACUCUUGGUAAAAUAGCCAAAGUGGAGCAAGUGAAGUUUGACGCCACACUCAUGCACGCCAAACCAGAGGUAGCAGCGCACAACAAGAUGGUCGAUGACGGAUCGGGAGAAGCGGAGGUCUGGAGAAUUGAGAAUUUGGAACUGGUACCAGUAGAGAAACAAUGGUUGGGACAUUUCUACGGUGGAGACUGUUACCUCAUUCUGUACAAGUAUCUCGUCAGUACCAAGUACCAUUACAUCCUCUACGUCUGGCAGGGUCGCCAUGCCAGUCAAGAUGAAAUUGCCUCAUCAGCCUACCAGUCUGUGAUCCUGGACCAGCAAUAUGGAGGGGAGCCUGUUCAAGUGCGCGUGACCAUGGGCAAAGAACCCCCCCACCUUAUGGCUAUAUUUAAAGGGAAGAUGGUGGUGUACGAGGGUGGUACCUCCCGAGCAGACAGUGAUGAGACCCCCCCUGAGAUCAGGCUCUUUCAUGUAUAUGGAACCAAUGAGUACAACACCAAGGCUUUUGAAGUACCCGUGCGGGCCUCGUCCCUCAACUCUAAUGAUGUGUUUGUGCUGAAGACAAAGGGAGCCUGUUAUAUCUGGUGUGGAAAGGGCUGCAGCGGUGAUGAGAGAGACAUGGCUAAGAAUGUAGCUGACCUGAUCUCCAGGGGGGAGAAGGUGGUCGUGGCUGAAGGCCAGGAACCAUCGGAGUUCUGGUUGGCAUUGGGAGGCAAAUGUCAGUAUGCCAACACCAAAAGAUUGCAGGAGGAAACCCUGGACAUUCAGCCCCGCCUCUUUGAAUGCUCCAACAAGACAGGAAACUUUAUUGCAGAUGAAAUCACAGAUUUUAACCAAGAUGAUUUGUUUGAAGAUGAUGUCUUCUUAUUGGAUGCCUGGGAUCAGGUCUUCUUGUGGAUCGGAAGAGGUGCGAAUGAUGCAGAGAAGGCACAAGUUGCCGUAACGGCUCAGGAAUACCUGAAGACUCACCCUGGAGGGCGUGACCUCAGCACCCCCAUCGUCAUCGUGAAGCAAGGGUUUGAACCCCCCACUUUCACUGGCUGGUUCCAUGCCUGGGAUCCAUUCAAGUGGGAGAACACAAAAUCUUAUGAACAACUGAAAGCCGAACUGGGUGACACAGACACAAUUGACGGGGUCUCCUCAGAUUAUUCAAGCAGCAUACUGGAUUCAUUCACUGCCCAGACAAACUUGGGCUCUCUCGUUCUCACCACAUACCCAGCUGAUGCCCUGGUAAAUAAGAAUCCAGACGAGCUGCCGCCUGGAGUGGACCCCACCAGGAAAGAGGACUAUCUCGCCGACGAGGAUUUCCAAAGAAUAUUAGGAGUCUCACUAUCAGAAUUCAAGGCUUUACCUGAAUGGAAAAAGCAAAAUCUCAAGAAAGCUAAUGGACUCUUUUGAUCAAACCAUGGCCUUUUCACUUUUUUUUGUAUCAUAUUUGCUCCAUCUGCUACCUAACAACAGCAGGAACAAUCAGUCUACAAAAUCAAGUCCUCCAGAUCCAGGCUUAUUAGAAUGUGCACAGAUAAACAUGCAGUGUUUUUACAGAAAGAUAAAUAAAAAAUUGUAUUGUACUAAAAAAAAAAAAAA